GGUGCCACACGCUUGUACGAUUGUCCAUCGGCUACCUCGUACCUAGGUAGGUACGCAUAUAAUGAUAAUCAAGUCCAUCACUAUCUUUUUCUUGUGCAGCAUACGCUCCAUGCCUAGUCAUAUUUCCAUAAUAUUAUUCUGAGAUUACCUGCUCAAUCCUGUGUUGAUCGUGUCUACCUUUUCAAGCGCCUCAUUUACAAUCCAACCUCAACCUCCAAGGUUCGAAUGCAACGGAUUUGUCAUAGCUAGCCUUUCUGUGCAGAUGCAAUAGACCAAUGACUCUGAUGAGGCGAUUACUUCCGAGCUCUCAACUUAUAUUUCGAAUCAGUCCCCCAUUUCGUCAUAAUUUGCAUCUCGCCAAUGUCCGUAACGUGAAGGUCAAACGACCGUGGGUUAGGAGAUUUUUUACCACGUGCUUGCUUUAUGGUGCUGCAAUUCAUAUAUGGAGCAGUUUCGUCCUCGUGAAAUUUGAUGAUCCAUCCCAUGAUACCAAUAACUCGCUAGAGCGUUUCCCUGAAGAUGAACAGGAUGAGCGUAUGCAACGUAAAUCGGCAAUUGACAGGGACAGACGACUUUCAUUUGAUAAAGGGCAAUCCGCUGGGUCUGAUUCUGUGUUCAUCCCACUAAGCUGGCCACGGCUGCGUGAUGGUGACUACUAUGCAGCGUCAGACCCUGAGUGGCAGACUUUUAUCAAGAUCGCCCGCGAUCGCGAGAGGCUUAAGGCUCUUAAAGAUGAAUUGGUAUCAGUAGUCCUAGGUGAUGCGUCACAGUCAGGUCUACUGUUGCGAAUGAUUGGGGGCCCUUUCACAGUGACAGGAUCUUGGCUGGUUCAUCACUUCCCGUCUCGGGCCCCCCCUGUAUAUUAUCGUUCCGGGCUGGAAUUAACGGAUGCUGGAACAUCUUGGGUUUCGAAGGCAAUGUCUGAUGAGGAUGGGGGGCGGCUUCAGAGGUGCAUACAGCCCCUUUUUGUGACACUUGCUGUUAGGGAUGCCUAUUUGGUUUUCUGGAGAAGUCUUCUUUCGCGGUUUAACUUUGGCAGCUCAGAGGAUGAGCCCGCAUUGACCACGUCGAAUCUAUCAUACAAGACGUCCUUGACGUCAGAUUUUAAAGCGUUGGGCAGGUUGGGUGAUUUAACACGCUCUGAACCCCAGAAUACCCCAUCUCCUAGUUCCCAAAGUACUACAUCGCCCAGCGACGACGAUUCUCGUCUUCAUCCCUCCAUUAUCCUCUCUACAUUGCAACGUUUACCUUUGCCGAAAUUCGGUCCUGGCUCUGACCUAUAUGCAGCGUCUUUGGCCUUUAAGCGGCGAUUAAAUGAAUGCUGGGCGCGCGAGUUGCAUGCUCACCGUCGUGGCACAUUUUAUAUUGCUGGGCCUGUCGGCCUCAAGGGCUCCAAGGGAUUCUGUAGGAUUGAGGUCAAGGGUGAAUACGAUCCAAUAACUUGCAAAUGGAUAUCUGUCUCGAUGCAGCUCAAGGACCUGAGUAUUUUCAACCAGAGACCUCUUGGUGGUUUAUGAACCUGUGCUUUAUGCCGGGGCAAUUGUAUGGAUAAUAGAUCGUUGUUUCACAAAAAACGUAAAGUUUUUUUUAUGAUGACAAGGUUCACUUCAAAAGAUUUAAAGGAUAGAGAGAAAGUGUUAGAAGAGCAAAAGGACAGACAGAAAGACAAAAAAGAGGACAACCCCCAUGAAGACACACACGAUUGUAAAGAAAAAGUCAAAAAACAGAAGAGAAGGUCUUGCCCGGAUUCGAACUGGGGUAUUUGGAGUCAAAGGCCAAUAUGCUAACCACUACAUCACAAGACCGUCUUAUAGGCUUCAGAUUUUUUGGAAUGUAUUAUC
Aspergillus ochraceoroseus IBT 24754 is the source of this 1841-nucleotide messenger RNA. RefSeq lists its product as uncharacterized. The transcript is spliced from 4 exons. Bases 276 to 1517 code for a protein of 413 amino acids. NCBI's taxonomy places the organism in Eukaryota, Fungi, Ascomycota, Eurotiomycetes, Eurotiales, Aspergillaceae. The record is from RefSeq and is a predicted model, not a curated record.